GAUUCUUCGGUUGUUGAGAUUUACCGAAAGUUGGUAUUAAAUGUCUUGUGUGUUCUGUAUUCUUUUUUACUUAUUCUUUGAUCGGAGGGUUUCUGAUUUACAUCACAACUCUACCAAUUUCAGGCUGCAAUUCAUAUAGGCAAAGUUCUCGAAUGGCUGUUCGAUAAUAUUUUAACAUUUGAGAAAUUUGGUUUGUAGAAAGGGAUGUGUUUAUAUUCCUCUAGGUACGGAUUUAAAAAAGGUAUUGUUUUGGUGCCGAAACUCAGUUAUCUUAUCAGCACUACUAAAAAUAAAAUCAUAUCCAGCCCCAUUAAAUGAUAGUGGCUGUUUUAUUUAUUUAUUUUUUUCAUACAGUUUGUGUGAGGAUGUUUUAUUAUGCCUCCGCGCCGGCGAUAGCCGUGGCCAGAAGGCAUUGUGUUUUCGGGUUGUCCGUACGUCCGUCUGUCCCAUUUUUGGUAACACGAUAUCUCAGGAACGCCUUGAGGGAAUGUAUUCACAUUUGGCACAAAUGUCUACUGAGACUCAAGGAUUUACUAAUUACAUUUCAGUGGUCAAAGGUCAAGGUCACUGUGACCUCACAAAAUGUGUUUUUGGCCUUAACUUGAGAAUUCCUACAGUAAUUAUAACCUUACACACAAAUGUCUAAUACAAUGAUGAAGUGAUGAUAUUUUAUAUCCAUUUAUUUAAUUUAAUCUUUACUUAAGUAGGCAAGCCAUUAAGAACAAAUUCUUAUUUACAGUGGCGGCUUGGUAGAAGGCAAAGCUUCUUGAGAAGAACAGAAGGUCAAAGGUCAACUCCACUGUGACAUCAUAAUGUUAUGCAAAAAUGCUUUUCUGGCCAUUAUUCAACACCAUAACUCAGGAACAGAAGGGGAGAUUGUGACCAUAUUUUACAAAUAUUUGACAGCUCAGUAAAAUGAAUGUGGAUAAGUUGAAAUACGAGAGAGGUCGCUUCUAAUUACUGGAAGGUGUUUUUGGCCUCUAAAUUAAAAAUGCACAUUGACAUGUAUAAACAUUCAAGUGUACCUUUUCAUUAAGCUGGUGUGUGGUGAGGAAAGAUGGCAAAGUUUAAAAAAUAGUAUGUCCAAAAAUCUCUUUUGCUGGGCUUGGAAGUAAUUUCCUCCUGUUCAGUCAGUGCAGAUCACCUAAAUCUAAAACCAUGCGCUAGAUUUCACACUUCAAUCUCCAGUCAUACACAGUUAAAAACAUUUUAAAUAAUCAUUGUCCAGUUGCUGUGUAGGGCUGGGUAUUGAUACUUAAUACCUUUUUAAGGUAUCCCUCCUAAUGCUGUAUGUCUUUUUAGUCUGAGUUUGUCUGCUUCUUGUCUAUUGUUUCCUGUGUGUAACACCAAGACCGUGAUGGAAUUAAGUAUUUUACUUUAACAUGUCAUCCUUUGGAUUACUGUUUUAUCAUCUAGAUCCAGAAAUCAAUCAAGUAAUCAAGCAAUCAAUCAAUCAAUCAAUUGACCGAAAUAACCCAGUACCAAGUAGCAUCAAAACUGAUCCUUUUUGUGCCCAGAUCUAGAAUGACACAAUCACCGCAAGCGUUCUUCAAAAUAAUCCGACGUGUGAUUGGCCCACUACUGCAGCAGCUACAGCCCAUGCAGUCUGUGGUCUGGCGCGGCUGUGGAAGGAAAAGGAAAGGGACACCCGUGAAAGUCUUUGUUACACACACUGAGGAAGAGAGCAUGCCUGAACACAGCUUCAGCCCAGGUGAUCGUAGAGAAGCAGCAGAGAAUAAACGGCCCAUGCUGGAUGGGCCUUUCUUCAACACAGACUCCGCUCCUCACAACUGUGGUCCAUCAGUGCAGGCUCAUGACAAAGUCUCCACCGGAUCCAAGACCAGCUCCUGCUCUGCAUCUACCCCAGCUCCAGCUCCUGCCGCUUCCUGCCAAACCCCAACCCCGCUCCCUGCUCCUGCCCCAGCCACGACGACUUCAGCUCAGGCCCCGUCUCUGACCCCUGCGUCCACAGCUCCGGCUGCCCCGAUGGCCUCUGCUCCGGCCCCAACAGCCAGCUCAUUCCCCCCCUCCCCUAACUGCCGCAUCCGCGAGGUCCACUGUGGCAGCCAGGUGCGGCUGGUUGUUAUCGCCAUCCGAGACAUUACCAAGGGGGAGGAGAUCACUGUGGACUACAGCCUGACAGAGUGGGGAGAGAACUUGGGUUUUCGUGGUACUGUGUCUCCAGCGCAACACGAGUGUAACUCUGACACGGAGAAUAACAACAAUAUCAAAAAGGAGGAUGAGCCUCUCUCUGUGACAGCCCAGCAGCAGCAGGAGUAUGUCACCCCCUCUUGGUCCCUCUCCCCCUCCUCCUCCCCCAUCUCCCACUCUGACGCCAGUGACUCAGAUGCUGGAGAUGAAGACAACGCUAGCCCCCGCGGGCGGGCACAACGCCGGCGCAAGAAACGGCGUAGCACUCCAUCAAAGAAAAAGACCCCCCAUCGGACCCCACCUGGACGGCCGCUGCCGGUCCCCCCCACCAGCAUUCCUCAUUACAACAGAGCGCUUCCUUCAUCCCACCCCCCAGCACAGUCCUCCCCUCCCUGCUCGUCCUCCCCUCCCUGCUCGUCCUCCUCCUCUUCAGCUAAGCCAGUGUUCAAAGCUCCGGCUCCGCUGGGCUCCAACACCAAAGGCAAUGUCAACAUAAAGGUGCCCAAAGGAGGAGUGUCCAUAGACGCCAUGCGCCAAACCUGUGAGCACUGUGGACGCCACUUCCGCUCCCUGGGUCGCCACUUGGAUAAGCACCAUGCCCACCAACCAGAGGUCUGCUCGGCCCUGGUGGAGCGCUACACACAGAUGCCCCGUCUGCACGCACAGAACACAAACCCUACCACAGCUCACACACCCACUCCGCAGCACUCAAAGUCAUCACAAACUGCGGGACAGAGCCACAGUUCAGAUCUUCCACAGAUUGGCAUCCAGGACCUCUCCAUGCCUCCGCCCACUCUCACAGCAGCUGACCAAUCCCCUGCCUCCUCUGGAAAAAACUCCAGCCCACCUGUGCUGACUCCUCCACGAGGACAGAACGCAAUGCCGGUGUCUGUCCUAAAGAGAAGCCCGCCCCCUGUGGUUGUGACACAGUCCAGGAUGGCAGUAAUGAGGCUAAAGACAGAAAGACAGGAGGAGGAGGGAGAGGACGAGGAGAACGAAGAUGAAGACGAUGUGGAGGUCGUGGAGGUAAAGAUGCCCAAAGAGGAGGAGGAUGUUGAGGUGGUGUGCCCUCAGCAAUUCAGCAGCAGGUUGGCCAAAGAGAUGGAGCCACCAAAAGAAGAGGAAGAUGAGGAGGAUGAGGAAGAAGAGGAAGAGGAGGAUGAGAAUGAGAAUGGAGUGAUGGAGGUGGAAGAUGAAAGUGGGACAGAGGAUAAGGAAAAGGACUUGCUGAGUGGUUUGGGGCGUCACCACUUGCUGCCCCUCCUCUCGUCCUUGUCCUCCCUGGUGCUGUACCUCCGUCGGCUGCAGCAUUCUGCCUUCCUGUCCCUGUCUCGGCAGCUACAGUCAGCCGAGGCCUGGCGCCUUCUCUGCCACUCCAGCCUGGCUCUCCUCAUCCUGUACAACCGACGACGUGAGUGUGAGGUCUCCAAGCUGUCCAUCAGCGAGUAUCGCGCUCGCAUCACUCCCCAGUGCCCCGUUCCUGUCCCACCUGGUGCCCCUCCAGCGCUCACUCCGCUGGAGGCCUCCCUGUCCCCCUUUGAGCGCCUGGUGCUUCCUCACCUCCCUAGAGUAGGGGUCCAGGGUAAACGUGGACGAGUCCAGCCCCUCAUCCUCCCCCCUCACUGCGAGCCCUGCCUGGAGCUCCUCCUGCAGACACGGCAGGAUGUGGGAGUUGACCCCACAAACCCGUAUGUCUUCGCCAGGCCAUACCACUCCCCCGCUACACCACUGCGUGGUACUGACCUCCUCCGUAGCCUGGCCCGCUCAAGCGGUACCCGCAAUCCCCGUGCCCUGACCCAGACCAGGGUUCGCCGGCAGGUAGCUAUACUCACCCAGCUGCUGCUACUGGGAGAAGGAGAGGAGCCCGGGCAGCCUGGAGGUAGUGCUGUGGAGAGGCUGGAGCACUUCCUGGAGAGGGAAUACCAUGUUACACAGAACUGUGCCGGAAUUGGCCAAGACCCAGGCCUGAUGGGCAGAGUGGGCAGAGUGGUGCUUUGUGGAGAGAGAGAUGGAGUGCUGUUCAGAGGAAUGAGCCUGAACCACAUCUGCCUGGAGCUGGAUGUUAUGUCAGGAAACUCUGCAGACUCCUUCUCAGAGGGAGAGUCUGAAGGGGAGCAGGUGAAGGAGAAGCCUGAGGCGUCCCCCCCUGCUCCCGCUCCGAAUCCAACACCUACCCUUCUGUAUGUCAGGAAGGGCAAGAACAACGGGCGGGUGGGACGACCCAAGAAGCUCAAGAACUCCCAGCAGCCCCCUCCACCUCCUCCACUUUCACCCACAAACCGCAAGAGAGGUUCGGGUCAGCCCAAAUCAGGAAAGCGAGGCGUCCUGAAGCGUCCCUGGUCAGAGGCGGAGCGUGCAGCAGUCGAGGAGCACUUGACCCAAAACAUCACUGAGCUUCGAGUCCCCGCAAAGGCGGACUGUGAGCGCUGCCUGCAGCAGUGCCCCCUGCUGGUCAGCAACCACCGCGACUGGCGAGCCAUCAAGUUCUACUGCCACAAUCGCAUUCAGCUGCUGAAGAAAAACCAGCGGCGCGAAAGUGAUCCCCUGCCCCUCACUGUCUGCUGAAGGAAGGGGCUUGAAAGGUGGGGGGGGGGGAUGUCUGGCGUGGUGCGGUUCAGCUAGUCAGAGCAGAUUCUCAAAUGGUCCCGCGCUGCCUGCCGAGAGGACGGUCCUAAAUUUCACUCUUCUGGUAGCUGGGUUUGUUUUUGACAUUGCUUCCUAUUUGACACCUGAUGGCAUUUUUAUUUCGAGCCAUACAAGAACAGAAAUCUGAAUAAACGUUUUUGCUGCUCUACUUUAAGGUCUUAAAACAUGACACUCUUCAUGGUGUUCCUGGUUUGAGGGUUUGUCAAAGGCGGUGCACUUGGACAGGUGCUGUUUGAGACUUGCCUUGAGGGACUACAGAGACCAUUACACUGGUGGCAGGCAGCCUGUGUUGUGUUGUAGAUGGACAUUUUUUUCUCUCCUUUCAAAUCAGAUACACUAAACUGAAAUGUAAACAAGGGAGGCAGUCUUGCCCUACAGUGUUGUUAUAUGAACGUCGUGAAGUAGCAUUAGUGUUUUAUGCACUUGGAGACGUUAAUAGGACAAAUGGCCUAUGCUUGGGCCACACUUUUAAUAGCGGCUUUAUAAUUAGAGUAGGCCUAACUACUACAACCCUAGAAGGAUAACCAGAUCUUUCCUCAUUCAAGCUAGUUCUCCUCUUCAUACAGCUGACUGUGCAAUUCUGACAAUGGUUUCAUUAUAUUUGGACCAUCAUUUACGUGUAAGGUACUAGGUGAUUAAUGACUUUUGCAGUUCUUAUGAAGUUUUUUUUUAUUAUUUUUAUUUUGAGUGGAAUACAAUAUUACGAUGUAUGGAGAGGAUAUUCUGACAAACUCCAGAGUGUGGGUUUCAUGAGAGAGAUAAUUAAAUGGCCUCAGAAUGUUGUGAAGUUACUUUCGGAUACCUAAGAUGUUCAGUCCAGAAACAUGAAAACUGUUUGGAAACCUGUAUUAACUCAAUAUGUCAACAUCUACAAUUUUUCCUCCUGUUCCCAUUUGCUGUUGGUUGUUGUUGUUGUUGUUGUUGUUGUUUUUCUGCCUGUUGCACAUUCGUUAUUGAAAGCAGUAGAAAAGGUGCUAUAGGCCAAUAAGCUGGAUAUCACUUUAUAUGUGGAGAGGAGAUUUCCCUUGGUUGUGUUAAAGUUUCUUAAAAAGUGGGCAUUUAUCAGAGAAGUGAUCGUUCUGUCGCCACGUUUGUCACGUUUGUCUUUUCCAACGGCUAGAGCUCCUUCUGUCCUUUUCCAGCCACACUACACGCAGCUCGACCAUAUUUUUGCUUUUUAACUCUUUGUGUUGCUGAAAAUCUGCGUCCCUCAGACUAAAACCUCCAUGAAACCUCAAGACAGAUACUUGAAGUUAUUUAAACCUUUUGCAGAAUAUUUGUUCUUUCUUGCUCUAGCCUUGCCAGUUACAUUGUACAUAACAAAUGUAUUAUCAUUAUGCUAACUGGUUGUUUGUUCUAGGCCAUAUGUAGCUUUUUCCAUUUCUGAGUUAUUGCUAUCUGUAAAUAAGCCUGUUUGUAAAUACUCCUCAGAGAAACAAAGAAAAAACACAAUGUAUGACAUGCCUUGGUUAUUGUGUUAUGUUUUUUCUUUUUUUAUAAGUCUUAUAAAAAUGAAAAGCUCUA
Molecule: messenger RNA, 6321 nt
Organism: Perca fluviatilis (European perch)
Lineage: Eukaryota; Metazoa; Chordata; Actinopteri; Perciformes; Percidae
Product: serine/arginine repetitive matrix protein 1
Exons: 9
Coding region: 1525-4716 (1063 amino acids)
Molecular function (GO): protein binding
Source: RefSeq, a predicted model, not a curated record